ACACUAAUUUACAACAAAUAUAAUAUAUCUAAAGUUUCUAUCAUUAAUUCUGUUCAAUUCGCGUUGAAUUUUAUGCACAGUGAUCAUGAAGUUGCAGUGAGGUCUAGUAGAUACAUAAUUAUUAGAAUUUAGGUUAAGUUCAUCUGUUUUUUUGUAAAUAUAGUUUUUAAAAGACUUUCUAUGAAUGUGAAGCCAAUUUUGGUGCUAAUUAUCAGUGGAAACGAUUGUUAAUUACUUUGAUAAUGGAGCGUGAUACUAAUCAAACGACUUUCGACGUCAAUGUGCAUUUUGUCGUGCUUGAUAAGUAUGAAACUGAAAAAAACUGCAAUGAUGAUAUGUGGGAAGCUUAUAAUAAAUGUCCUGACUUAGAUAUUUUGCCUGAAUGGAUAUCAGAAGAUCAUUGUUUGCAAAUGAAACCCAACAGAAAGGAUGUUUUCAUUUUGGAAGAAUUUGAUGGAAAAGCAUUUGACUAUUUGCUAGGAUUUCACUGCAUGAUUAUUGGACCUCGUUGUUUACUAUCAUGUUUUUUGACUGGAGAACCUAUUCCUGAUGGUUCAAGUCCAGUAUUUAAUACUGCGAUGAGAGAUGUUAUUGUGAGUGCUUCAGGAUUUUCUGGAGCUAAAAAAAAUGAAAUACAAAAGAAAGUUGAGUAUAUGGGUGGACAGUUCACUAAACAAUUGAGAAGUAGUGUAACUCACUUAAUCACAGAUACUGUAAUUUCUGCUAAAUAUGAGAGAGCAGUUGAAUUAAAUAUUAAAAUAGUCACUAUUGACUGGAUAAAAUCUGUAUGGGACACUAAUUUACAUGAAAUUAUACCAGCGACUGAUUCAAUUUUCGAUAAAUACAGGUGUCCAGUAUUCUAUAAUUUAGUUGUAACUUCUACAAGCCUUAACAAAAGGCAAAAGGAGGAUGUAAAAAGAUUAAUUACUAAGCAUGGUGGUGAAUUCAUGGGCAUAUUAGAUGGAACAAAAGUUAAAAUUGUUAUUACUGUAGAAACAAAUAGUUUAAGUGAAAAAUUGAAGUAUGCUAUGCAAAAUGAUAUUCCCUGUUUGAAACUUGAAUGGGUUCAUGAUAGCAUUGCAACUGGCUAUUCUUUGCCCUUUAUCAAAUAUGUAAUUAAAUCAACUCAAGCAUGUUCUACUCCAGAGAAAUGUUCAGAUCUGGAGCCUUUUGAUCUUACUUCUAUCAGUGUAAUACCUGGUGAACAUAAAAAUGCAUUUGUUGAUGAAACAAUGGCAUCUGCAACUACUAUGAGUUCUACUAUGAUGAGUUCAACUUUAAACGUUCCUGUAGUUACAAGAACUUCUUAUAUUACAGUUGUUGAAAGAUUAAAUGCAGCAGAAGCUAAGAAGGCUGGUCCCUUUUUAGAUGGUUGCAAUAUCUACUUGACAGGAUUUUCAUCAAAUUAUAGAGAUAAACUAAACAGGAUAUUGAAUGUUGGUAGCGCCACCCGACUCGACGAAAUAUCAGAUGCCUUAACUCAUGUGAUAAUUGGAGAUCCCAUGAAAGCUGAACAAGAUCUACGAACUAUUAAAUCAAAAGGUUUAUAUCCUUUUUUGUUGAAAGUUGAAUGGUUAGAAGAAUGUAUAAAAAUUCAAGCACCAGCAACUGAGGAAAACUUUAUUUUUGAUGGAAUUGUUAGUCGUCAAAAGUCAAUUCCUGAACCCCCAUCACCGUUAAGUAAAAAAAAUUUACAACUUUUACAACGACCAAAGAUUCCAACUGUUCCAUUGUUUGACGAGCCUAAGCCUGAAAAACCCGUUUCAGAUGAACACUGCAAAAUUGUUGAACAGUAUCUUCAAAAGAGUACUUCAAAACCAGACAAUACGUUACGUGAAAUAUUGAAGCUUCCAAGCACUGACAAUUUGAAAAGCACAAUCAAUGCGUCAAAAGAACAAACGUUUGCAGAACGUUGGAACGAGUCUGUAAGAAGACAAAUUGAAAACACUUCUAACAUGGAUCGAGAUGACAGCGCGAUACCAAUCAGUCAAGAAUCUUUUGUUAGUCAAAAAAUAUUUCAAGGUUUAACUUUCGUCCUUAGUGGUUUCAAAGGCGAUGAAUAUACACAAGUAUUAACUCAAAUUCGCGGAUUGGGUGGGAAAAUAGUUGGUGAUAAUUAUUCUGGUAUACCCGAUUAUGGUGUAGUACCUAUGUUUGGUGCCGAAUUCAAACACACAGUCACGGAGAUUGUCACGGAUAUAUUCAUCGAAGAUUGUAUCGAUAACGAAAAAGUAGUUAGAGUUGCGUAUUAUCACAGGCCUAUUCAAAUUCCAAACAAUACAAAACCUUUGGAAAAUUGCGUUAUUGGUAUGAGUACAUAUUCUGGAGCCGAGAGGACCUACUUAUCUCAACUGUCCGAAGCGCUUGGAGCAAGGUAUCAGGAUACUUUUGCUCGUAAAACCAAUCCUCAGAAAAAGACAUACAGCAGCACGCACUUAAUCUGCCCAAAGCCACAAGGCGACAAGUAUAGUGCGGCAGUCAAGUGGAGAUUACCCGCUGUUAAUGCGGAAUGGUUACUUAGAUGCGCCUCGGAUAUGAAACUUGUUGACGAAACUCCGUAUCUCAUUGGUGAAACUAUGGCGCCUGAACGAUCUAAUACUACAACAAAAGGUAACGAGACAAGCACUAUGAAACCACCAACAGAUCCUACUGCAAAACAUCCAGUAUUCAUUAACGCUGAAGAGUUUGGAGAAGGAUCCAGUGAAACGCCCGUCAUUAACAAGAGAAUCAAAAGUCUUAUUAAUGGGAAAGUGCCGAAGUCACCAUUCCAUAUAUCUACUCCUGACACUCCGUAUGGACAAGUGUUUAAAGAUAAUCCUUCGCCAGCUACCCGAAAAGGAUGGGUCAAAUGGAUAGAUCAUUUUCCUGAAAUACCAGUUGAAGAGCCACCACCCAAGCGAAGAAAAAGCACUCCUUUUUCGGAGGUGAAGAAGAAAGCCUGGGAUUGGGUUACAGGGCGAUCAAAUGAAGAUCAGGAUGAGGAUAAUGGUAGAGAUGAGACAUACGACCAAGACAUAAAUAGCGCAGGCACAGAACCAGUAGCUACGCACAUAAUGACAAAUAGGAGACUUUCAUUUUCGGAUGAUGGUAGUCCAAAAAAACCAGACCCUGAAAUAAAUAAAAAAAUGGCUCAAUUAGGGGAACUACUUCAAAAAGCUUCGAGUACUCCUGAAGCGAGACAAUCAUUGAGUGCUGAACAUACAAAUCCAUACCACCUAGAAUCUAAUCAACCUUCGGGAAGAUGUCUAAUUAAGGACUCUCAACCUGAUUCCGUAGGCUGGGAAGAUCCUGUAAGAAGGGUUCCUCCUCCUCAAAGACAGUCUACUAUUACUGAAGAGCCUGAAGCUACCGAUUUAACCAACGAUGACGAUGAAAACGAAUCUGACGUGGAAGAAUUCAAAAAACCAAAAUUCAUGUUUUCCGGCAUAAAAGAUAAGGGUAUUGCUGAAAAAUUUAUAAAAGAACAUGGUGGAGAGGUUUCUACAGAGUCAUCUUUCGAUCCAACAGCAACGCACUUACUUUGCUUAAAGCCUGCUAGAAAUGAGAAGAUUCUUAGUAGUAUAGCAGCAGGCAAAUGGGUUCUUCAUUAUCAUUAUAUAGAAGCUUGUAUCGAGGAAAAUAAGUUCAUAAACGAAGAAGAGUAUGAGUUAGGUAACCCUAAAAGUCAAGGCAUAAUACCAGAUCCAAGCAGUGAAAAUGAAAAAGUCAUAAUGGCUGCUGCACAUAGAUGGAGGCUUAAGCUUCUAAAGGAUCCAGGAGGCGCUUUUCAAGGCAUGAUUGCUCUACUAAUCACCCAAAAAGAAAAGAAAGAACAAUUUGUAAGAUUAAUUAAUGCUGGUGGUGGAAAAGUAAUGGAAACGAAACCGCCGUACGAUAAUAGUCCGAAAAGUGGAAAAAUCUCACACUGUUUUAUUCAAUUGAAGGGUAUUGAUCAACAAGUGGAUUGGGCAAUGAUGGCAAGUAAAGGAAUCAUGUGUUAUCCACCUCAGUAUCUGAAUGAUCAUCUGAUGACGGAAAGCCCACUGAAUCCUCGCGAUUGCGUAUUACCAGAAUUUAAAAAGUAUUUAUCUCUCAUGCCAAAAUAAGUCGAUUUAUAUACCUCCAUUUUUUACGUUCUUUAUUGAACUCUAUGAGAAGUAUUGUAAAAUAUAGAUUGUGCGUUUGAGCUUACUUAUUGCAACGUAAAAAAGAAUUAUUGUCGUGUUGUGGAAAAUGUGAGCGUGACAGUAAUAAUUUACACAGAAUUUUUCUCAAGUUAUUAAAAAAAAUAACAUUACUGAAAGAUAAUUAUUAAUUACCGGUGAUUAGAGACCUAAAAUUCAAAUGAAUUCCACACGAAGGAGCACCGAAUAAUUUUCGGAUAUCCAUUUCACUUUUGUACUUCGGAUCCUAUUUAACCCCAUUUAAUCCAAUAACCCAUGAGAUUUCUUAUGCUCGAAGAGUCGUGAUCAGUUCAACCAUACUUAUCAAUAUAUCUGUGCGUUUAACUACAUAAAAAAUAUGAUUUUGACAAUCUAUACUUUUUAAUUAGCUUCUCGAAGAAAUAUAUUCUUUACCAAUACAAAUUCAUGGACCGUCUCCAAAAGACAUAAAAGUAAAUGGUUUGAUCAAUUUUUUUUCUUUUCUUCAUUAAACGUGUCUGGAUCGUAUGCCGUAGAAUCGGAUGAUGUCGAGGAUCACAGUGCGACUCCAAUAAAUUUGCGAAUACUGUGGUACUUCUCUCAAUAGCAGCGUUGGUAUCCGAAAUUCGAGUGAAAUGAAAUCGCGUCCAAUAACUUCUCAGUUAUCUCCGACGAUUUGAAGAAUAUUCGCUCAUCUUGUAAUCUUUGACAGC
Molecule: messenger RNA, 4834 nt
Organism: Phymastichus coffea
Lineage: Eukaryota; Metazoa; Arthropoda; Insecta; Hymenoptera; Eulophidae
Gene: mus101
Product: DNA topoisomerase 2-binding protein 1
Exons: 24
Coding region: 243-4085 (1280 amino acids)
Biological process (GO): mitotic DNA replication checkpoint signaling; DNA replication initiation; mitotic G2 DNA damage checkpoint signaling
Source: RefSeq, a predicted model, not a curated record